AAAAGACCACUGCUGAAAAUGUUCCGUCUGCUAAGCUGCCAGUGCAUAAUGGGCCUUCUCAAAAACCAACCACUGCAAUCCCACUCACAGUACCAUCCUUGAAUAUUUCAGGUGUGACCACAGCACUACCAGAUAUAUCCUUGUUAACACCGGCAUCAGUAUCUACUAAAGUAAUGCAGACUGUGUCAGUGGCAUAUAAGGAAUCAUACCAGAACGAGGGAAGAAAACCUGCUAAUAAAAAGCCUACAACAGAAGCAUCUCUUCCUGCUAAAGCUGAGCUAAGUAUCAAAACUCCAACUGAUGCGGGGUUUCCCACCACACAGCAUCCAAGCCAGCUGACAUCCCAAACAUUAGUCACGCCUGUCUUGCAAACUACUGCAUCUCCCACGUGGGGGGAAAAGUUCUGGCAUGCACCAUCUCCUAAAAUUGCAGAAAGUGGCAAAACUUUCCUGGUCAACACUUUGACCAUAUUGAACUCUCCACAGAGUUUCACUCAACAUACUCCCGUGUGGGAGAAAAAGAAAAACAGUUAUCAUAGAAGUUGGUCUGAGAAGAGAGCAGACCAGGAAACCACAACCACCAAUCUGGUUGCCUUAGAAUCUUUCCAUCAUAACAGGCUAGCCAAACCCAGGAUAAUUGGGGGAAAACUUGCAGCAUUUACUGUCCUGGCUAAUUCUGAUGCCUUCAUCCCUUGUGAAGCCACUGGUAACCCUCGGCCAACAGUACACUGGACCAAAAUAUCAGGAGCUGAAGCCCUGAAACAAAAACACGACAGCAGAUUUGACGUUCUUCCCAAUGGCACUCUCUCCAUUGAGAAUGUGAACAUCCAGGACCGUGGACAGUAUCUAUGUGUGGCUGCCAACCAGCAUGGUUCUGACAAGCUUCUAAUCACAUUGUCUGUGGUGGCCUAUCCACCUAGAAUCCUGGGAGGAAGGUCGAAGAUAAUUACUGUCCACUCUAGCAAGCCUAUGUCCAUGAAAUGUACAGCUGAAGGCCGUCCGACCCCUACCAUUUCCUGGAUCCUUGCAAACAAAACAUACAUCUCACAAUCUUCUGUGGGAAAUGAGGCAGCUUUUGUGCAAGCAGACGGGACGCUGAUGAUAAAGAAAGUCAGCAUGUAUGACAGAGGGGUUUACACCUGCACGGCGAGCAAUCCGGCAGGUUCCGAUUCAAUGGUAGUAAGACUGCAAGUAAUUGCUGCCCCACCCAUUAUACUGGAAGAAAAGAGACAGCAUGUGCUAGGGAGCGUGGGGGAAAGUCUGAAGCUUCCUUGCACGGCCAAAGGAAACCCUCAUCCAAAUGUUCACUGGGUCCUCUUUGAUGGAACUGCAGUGAAACCUUUGCAGUAUAUCAAUAGCAAGCUAUUCCUGUUCCCCAAUGGAACCCUUUACCUCAAGAAUAUAGCCGCAUCAGACACAGGAAAGUAUGAAUGCAUAGCUACCAGCUCCACUGGUUCUGAGAGGAGAGUGGUAACACUUCAGGUAGAACACAGUGAGACAAUCCCUAGAAUUGCAGAUGCAUCGCAAAGGUUGACUCAACUGAAUUUUGGGGACAGGUUGCUUCUGAAUUGCUCAGCUAUGGGAGAGCCAAAGCCCAGAAUAAUUUGGAGACUGCCUUCCAAAGCUGUGGUUGACCAGUGGCACAGAAUGGGAAGCCGAAUCCACGUACACCCCAAUGGGUCCCUGGUUAUUGAGGCAGUCACAGGAAAAGAUGCAGGUGACUAUUUGUGUGUGGCAAGAAACAAAAUGGGAGAUGACCUAAUCCUUAUGAAAGUUAGCGUGACAAUGAAGCCUGCAAAAAUUGAUCAAAAGCAGUAUUUUAAGAAACUGGUACCUUAUGGAAAAGAGUUCAAAGUGGACUGUAAAGCUUCCGGGUCACCUGAACCAGAAAUAUCUUGGAGUCUGCCAGAUGGCACAGUGAUCAAUAAUGUGAUGCAAGCGGAUGACAGCGGGCACAGGUCUCGGAGAUACACUCUGUUUGACAAUGGAACUCUGUACUUCAACGAAGUUGGAAUCGCUGAGGAAGGAGACUACACGUGCUAUGCUCAAAACACACUUGGAAAAGAUGAGAUGAAAGUUCACAUAACAGUAGUAGCAGCUGCACCUCGUAUCAAGCAGAACUCUAAGACCUAUGCAAAGGUGAAAGCAGGAGAUACCGCAGUGUUUGACUGCGAAGCCAUUGGAGAGCCUAAGCCAAAAAUAUUUUGGCUGCUCCCUUCUAGUGACAUGAUUUCCGCUUCCAGCAAUAGAUAUUUUCUACAUGUUAAUGGAUCAUUGUCUGUCUCUAAGGUGAGGCUGUUAGAUGCUGGAGAAUAUGUAUGUGUUGCACGUAACUCUGGUGGAGAUGACACAAAGCUGUAUAAACUAGAUGUGGUCUCUAAACCACCUCUUAUCAAUGGCUUGUAUACAAACAAGACUGUCAUUAAAACAACAGCCAUAAAGCAUUCAAAGAAGCAAAUAGACUGUAGAGCUGAAGGAACACCCCUACCCCAAGUCAUGUGGAUCAUGCCUGACAAUAUUUUCCUGACUGCCCCAUACUAUGGGAGCAGAAUAACAGUACACAGUAACGGGACUCUUGAAAUUCGUAAUGUAAGAUCUUCAGACACGGCAGAGUUCAUCUGUGUGGCCCGUAAUGAUGGGGGAGAAAGCAUAUUGGUGGUCCAGCUGGAGGUGUUAGAAAUGCUAAGACGUCCAAUGUUUAGAAAUCCUUUUAAUGAGAAAGUAAUAGCAAAGCCUGGGAAAACAACUUUUUUGAAUUGUUCUGUAGAUGGCAACCCUCCUCCCGAAAUAAUCUGGAUGUUACCAAAUGGUACAAGGCUCUUCAGGGGCGUCAGAAUGCUCCAGUAUUACUUGGGAAGCAACGGCACCCUCGUUGUCUAUAGCCCUUCUAAAGCUGAUGCAGGCAAGUAUCGGUGUGCAGCUAAAAACAAGGUUGGCUAUAUUGAAAAACUGAUUGUGCUGGAAGUUGGCCAGGAACCAACCAUUUUGACCCCCUCAGGAGGAGCAAUAAAGAGUAUUAGUGGGGAAUCAGUAUCCCUCCACUGUCUUGCAGCCGGGAGUCCCAAACCAAACAUUGUAUGGACAGUACCUAGUGGCCAUGUCCUAGACCGUCCCCAAAUGAAUGGAAGAUACACAUUAAUGGAAAAUGGUACUUUAAUUAUCAGAGAAACAACCAUUCAGGACAGAGGAAGUUAUGUCUGCAAAGCUCAGAACUAUGCUGGUGAUUCAACAAUAGUAGUUUUUGUAAUGGUUAUAGCCCAUCCGCCACGGAUUACAAACAGACCACCAAGGAAUAUACGCACUGUGGCUGGAGCAUCAAUUCAGCUUAAUUGCAUGGCACUGGGAAUACCGAAUCCAGAAAUUACAUGGGAGCUGCCUGACCACUCACUGCUUUCCACAGGCAGCAAAGGCCGACCAUCUGGAAGUGAACUUCUUCACCCACAAGGAACAUUAGUCAUUCAGAAUCCCAAAUCUUCGGAUACUGGCACAUAUAGAUGUACGGCCAAGAACCAGCUUGGCAGUGAUUCCACAGUAACAUACGUUCAAGUCAUCUGAAAUGAGAACGAAUACUCCGAACAAGUGAUAACAAAAGUCUAAUCUGGACAACA
This is a messenger RNA of Gekko japonicus, 3607 nucleotides long. RefSeq names its product immunoglobulin superfamily member 10 (gene IGSF10). Bases 174 to 3554 code for a protein of 1126 amino acids. The transcript has 3 exons. The record is from RefSeq and is a predicted model, not a curated record. NCBI's taxonomy places the organism in Eukaryota, Metazoa, Chordata, Lepidosauria, Squamata, Gekkonidae.